CGUACACGUACCGGGAAAUUUGAAAAAUAAAUGCAUGCAAACGCAACGGAAUUUUUGGCGUCCACAUUGCUGAAAAUAUCUAGUUUCGACAGCAAGAUUAAUCUGGAAAUAUUUUAAGAUGGAGCGAGACAACGAAUCGAAGUCUACCGAUGAAUGGGAACUGAGUAAAGAGAAUGUUCUGCCUUUGAAACAAGGUCGAAAAAUGACGAAUCUCACGGCUGCUCUUCAGCCACAAAAUUUUGAUCGGCAGCAGCAGCUGAUUUUGCAGAGACAGGGUUUUGAGACUGAGUUGAGAAGCUAUAAUGGAGAUGAUCCCCUAGAUCCUUGGAUUCGAUACAUUCAUUGGACAGAGCAGAACUUCCCUCAGGGUGGCAAGGAUUCUCACCUGGGUGUACUCAUACAGAAGUGCAUUAUCCAGUUCAAAAACAACGAACUCUACAAACAAGAUAGUCGAUAUGUUUCCAUCUGGCUUAAAAUGUAUGCAAUCCAGGCUCAGUAUGACAGUGAGAGUUUGGAAAUAUUCAAGUUUAUGCAAGCUAACCAGAUUGGGACCAAGUUGACUGUGUUUUAUGAGGCAUGGGCCAGUGAGCUGGAACAAGCAGGGAACACUAAGAGAGCUGAUGCCAUCUAUAAAGAGGGUCUGGCUUGUAAUGCACAACCACGGGAAAGGCUUGAAAGAGCCAUGAUUGAAUUUCAAUCACGUGUUGGUCGGAUUACUGUGCAGCAGAUGCAGGAAGGAAUGAUGAAUCCUACUACCUCUUCUGAAGAUCAGCGAGCCACUCUCAGUGAUCUCAGGGCUAGGGGGAAGCUUCAGAAAGUAGGCACAAGUCGAACUGGAGCUGCUAAGCUUUCAAGUCGGGGUGGUCUUCAGACUGCUUCAGCCCCACUACAACAGCGAACCAACCAGAUAAGCAUAUUCUGUGAUGACGAUGUUCAGAGUUCAGGGGCAGCCAAACCUGCAGGGCAGUGGCAGCACCUGCCAUCUCGGGCUGAGUCACGAAAGGAGAACACCACUUCGGCUGGUCAGUGGGCAGGUCAAAGGCUUCCACAGAGGAAUGUACCAAGGAUGACAUUUCAAGAAGUUAGCAGCUACUCUAGACCAGAUUUUGAUGUCCAUGUGGAUGAACAUGCAGAUCAGAUAACAACUCCACGUAAGCCACCAGAAAUGGGUUACCAAGUUUUGAGUGAAAAGAAGCACCAUAAACCAACAAAUGCCUUGAAUGCUAUCAAACAGGAAAAUGUGAAUGACAACACAAGAGUGAUGUACUGCAAGCACCUUAUCUAUGGUGGCGCUCGAGAGAUGUCUUUUGAAGAACUACGUGGUAUCAAGGACAGGACAAAGAGAAAAGAGAGAGAAAUACAAGCUAAAAUGGAAGAAGCUGAAAGGAUGCGAGUAGACAUGGUUAGGAAGCAGAAGGAACAAGAUGAAAUGAUUGCAAAGAUGCAGGAGAAAUUAGAACAACAGAGGAUCCAGCAGGAGCAGUAUAUUGAGUUACUUGUGAAACAGAAGAUGGAGGCUAUGGCUCCCAAACUGUCUCAGCAGGUGCAACCCACAGCGGUUCAUCCCACACCCACUUUACCCCCACAGCCUGCGCCAAUGGCACCAGCUUACUUUGCACCAGUGGAACCCCAGCAGCCUGCUCAAGUAGCACCACCACAACCGGCACCAACAGUACCCACUGCCCAGUAUGCAUUGUCUCAAGAAGGCUUCCAGACACAAGGGUCUUCAAGCAAAUCUACUGGUCUCUCUCAUACCUCACCCUUGGAUAGUAUAGUAGCCUGUGAGAAUAUCACCAAGCAGAGGAAUAGAUCAAACUCAGGAGGAGACUCUACUAUCACUUGUACAAAGCAGCUUCUAUUUGAUGAUCUGACAAGCGCAACUGGAAACUUCAAUAUAUUCUGUGACCCAGAUCAGGAUCCUCCAGCUAAACCAGCCCCUCAGUACCCCACAGUAGCUGCAGCUAAGCCACCAAGUGCUCCCCUGAUGGCAGCUCCAACUCCCUGCAACCCAUCUUCCACCUCCGCUUUCUCCAUCCACCCGCAAUCUGUGACUGCUCCACUUUCGAAGAUUAGACCUCAGACAGAACAAGACACUAUUACCCCAAAUCAAAGCUUCCUGUCCAAUACCAGCUCAACAGUAACCCAAGGAACAGGCCUCAAUGACGAGAAGACACCCCAAUCCUCCAUGAUGAGCGACAAGACUCCAUCCUCUGCAUCUUUUGCAUCGUUGAGCCGCUCCAGGAACGGUCGGUUGAACCAAAUACGAACCCCUAAGGGUCUGACUGCGCCCUCGCCGACCAUCAACACCAAGGAAGCCCUAGGAGUGAUUAAUGCUAUGCUCAAUUGCUCUUUGAAGAGUAAUCAGUUUGAUUUGGAUUCUGAAUUCCAGAAUCAAGUCACCCACAAGGAGAAAGAAUUUGAGAUGGAAUUUGCAAAUGAGAGUAGCGAUGUAAAGCCAUUGAGCAAGGGUGCAAUAUUUGAAGAUGCCAGUGCUGACAACCACAUGAGAGGUUUUGUAGGACAAGGCAUCGUUCCUCGAAGACAGCCUCUGGCUCCAAGGAUGGGUCAGUCCAACGAAGCACCACAACAAGUAGUUCCACCAUCAUCUGCCUUCUCCUCCUCCAUACCUAUCUAUCAAGAUGAUGUCAAGCCAGAGAUCAAAGAGACAGGUGCUGGAAAGAUCACCAUAUUUGAAGAUGAGCCAGUGGACAAUACCAAAGAAAACACGCCUCCAUCAGAUUACAAGCAAGUGAAAGAUAGGAGAGAGAUGACAGGUAUUCUGCAAUCUUCAAAGGGUGUACCAUUCAUGCCCCUAGAGGAUCAGGAGCAAGAAGAUGAUGGAGUGGAAGCAAUGGAAGUACACCCCAGCAGUGAUCCUUCUCAACAGCGUGACCAUACCAUGAAUAUAACCCUACCACCAACGGGAGCUGGCUCUAAUUACUCCUUUGAUUUAGCAGCCCGUAUGGCUUCAACACCCUUCAACGAUGCAUCUUCCCACAAGCUUUCUUUCAUACCCCCUAUGAGUACUAUCAAACCGAGGGAGGUGGAGCAGUCCCCCACCAAAGGAGAGGUAGUUCUGCCCAGUGGGGCUUCUGAUGUCGAGGGAUUGAAGGUUGGUGCUUCUGCUUCUAGAGUGGUAAACACGCCAGUCAAUGAGAGCUUUGAGAAGACUGAAUUCACUGUUAAUCAUUCAGGUGGACAUCUUAGCCCUAUCAUGGAGACAAGUGCAGAGAAUGCCCGAUCAUCGGCCUCAAGCUCUGCCUCAACCACCAACUCACAUGCCUCUGCUUCCUCUCUGGAAGGUCACCAGUCAUCAAUCACCACUCAAGUAGAAAGAGAGAAAAAUGUUGCACCAUCUGUCCAAGGUUUCAGCAUCCACAUUGAUGAAGAUCCUCCCGUCCAAUGUCAGAAACAGGCUGGAUCUUCGUCUUUGGGCUUUCAAAUCCAUGUUGACAACCCAGAGCCCAGUGCUGCCUUGGAGGCUGGCAACAACUCCUGUGCACAGGACCAACACAUCCAGAUGGGAGGAGCAGAAUUGUCAAGGAAAGAGAUGUCCUUCAACACCCAAUCGUUUCUCGAAUCACAACCAAAGUCAAAUGACAAUGGCCUCCUGCACAAGGAUGAUCUGCCAAACUUGGAGAUGAGUUUUAUCCCAGAUAGGACAAUCCAGGAUGUGGAACAAGUGGAGGAGGACAUCACUGUCUUUGGAAUGCGAGAUGAACCUCUUGACUACAGUGACCCGUUCAAUGCUGGUCUUCAGAACCUUCUACUGGUUGGCCUAUCCAAACCACUGUCCAUGUAUAAAGGAAUCUAUCAGCAUGAACAAGUGAUGCCAGAAAUCAAGCCAAGCCUUGCUGUUAGCUUUGGUGAUGAGAUCCAUGUGUUUAAUGUGAUGAAGAAGGUAGGAGAGGGAGCCUUUGCUACCAUCUACCUGGCUGCAUGCCUUGAUGCACAGGACAUGAAUGACCUAGAGGAUGAGUUCCGCAGAGUAGCCCUCAAGGUCCAACACCCUCCAUGCCCCUGGGAGAUGUACAUCAUCAAAGAGUUACAUGCUAGACUUAGCAGAUUGCCCUCCCAGAUCGAUGUGCGUCCGUCCUUGAUGAAUGCUGAAUGUGCACACAUCUACCAAGAUAAGAGCUGCCUUGUGACCGAGUACGAAACUAAAGGCACCCUUCUUGAUUUCAUCAACACAUACAAGCAACGGAAAGGAAGAGAUAUGCGAGAACAGUGGGUCUUGAUCCUGGCUAUCGAGAUCCUGCAGGUUAUAGAACACAUGCAUCGAUGUAAGAUCAUCCAUGGUGAUAUCAAGCCUGAUAACUUCCUUAUCAAUUCAAAGAAUGAUGAGAAAACAUGCAAUCAGGAUGCUGCCUCUGGAAACUUUAUAAAGCUGAUUGACUUUGGGCGUAGCAUCGACAUGACCCUCUUCCCUGAGGGUACAACGUUCACAGCCAAAUGUAAGACCAGUGGGUUCAACUGUACAGAGAUGCAGUCUAAUCAACCAUGGACAUACCAGGUUGAUUAUUAUGGAAUUGCUGGCACCAUCCAUUGCAUGAUGUUUGGAAAGUACAUGAAGGUCUUCAAAGAGAGAGGCAUCUGGAAAAUGACAUCCACAGUCCCAAGAAAGUGCAAGGCCAACUGGAAGGGUUUCUUUCAUACCUUACUUAAUGUACCGAGCUGUGACCCCUCUGACCUCCCUCAUCUUGGUGACCUAAGGAGACAGCUAGAGCAAUAUGUUGAUCCUUCAACAAAAUCAGAACUUCAGUUCAACGUAAAUGCCCUCUUGUAACAGUAACAUUCAAAAGGCACUAACUUGAAGCUUGAAUAAUCAGAAUUUCAGUUCAACGUAAAUGCCCUAUUGUAACAAUAACAUUCAAAAGGCACUAGCUUAAAGCUUGAAUGGCAAACACUUCUCGUUACUACAUAUGGAUUAAAGUAUAAAGGCUUUCAUUUAGAGUAGUGACCUACAAUUUGCUCCUGCAUCAAUUCUUGAUUUCAAUGAAGAUUAACCCAUUCAGGUACAGGACUUUCUAUGAUAAUCUUGACUACUCUUUUUUUAUAUAAAAGGAAUGAUAUUUGAAAGUCAAUUUUCAAUUUAAGGACGUUCCCCAGUUAUGUUUGUGGGCAUCCAUAUCUGCGCAUAUUUUAUGCCAUGCGUGUUGAUGUCACAAUAAGUGAACAGGUUGAGUAAUCAUCUGCCGGUAACAGUUGAUUUUUCCAGUCAUUGCCACUCAAACAGCAAAUCUUGAUGUGAUAUUUUAUGAAGCUAUUACCUGAAAAAAAAUCUAUGGACCACUUUUUAAAUGCCUGUAUCCCUUCAGAAUACUUUACACUGCAGUGCUGCAAAGUAUGCAAAUAUGACCUCGAGUUUGAUUAAAUGGGAUAGUGGCGUAGAAUUUCCCUUUAUGUAGAUACAUGCCUUUUGAUGCGUUUUUAAAAGCAUAUUUGCUUAACAAAAGUGCUAAUAGUUUGAAAGCAAGCACAUAAACCCCCAAAUUUUAAUAUUCACACCUCUUUAGUGUACAAAAUUUGGUGAAAAUGACAGGUUUUAAUAAAAUGUAGCAUUUAUUGUAUUUCUUAAAUUUUUACAUAAAUUUCAAUUUUUUAGAUAUGUUUUUGUUGUCUUUCACACCUUAUUUUCAAAAUUGAAUGUGCUGCUACUCUUUAAGAGGGAAGGAAUAGCAAUAUAAGUGGAUUCUUUAUCUCUAGUAUAUAAGUCUGAACUAUAAUGUAAAAUUUGGUGAAAUUUAGACAGAUUUUGACUGAGUAAUAGAGGUUUAAACUCAACAUCAUGCUCUCAUAGGGUCUAAAAAUGCAAAAUUAUUUUUAUCGCAUACUUCUUGAGACCUUUCAAAUGAGUAAAGAAUCGAUAGCAAAAAAUCAAGCAUAUGAACCCAUGUAAAUUUCUGCAUAUUUGGAAUACAUGUAUUUAAGUAGUACAAAAACUCCAGGCAAAAUUUGGUGACAAUGACAUAGAUUUCAAUUUAACUGUGGAACGUCCUUAAAUAGUAACUAAAUAUUUUCUCAUUCUGUUGCCAAUUUGGAGUUCAUAAUUGUGAGAAUGUGGUUAUGUUAAGUGCUGGGUAAUAAUAUAUUUGGCCUGAUGUGCAGACUAUAUGCAGCAAAAGCCACUGCCUUGAAUCACUAGAAUUCAUCUCUUCCAGUGGCCAUAGUGAGAGUAGUAAUUUGCAACCUCAUUUUGGGGGGCUUGUGUUUUAUGACAAGUAACAU
Lytechinus variegatus (green sea urchin) is the source of this 6228-nucleotide messenger RNA. RefSeq lists its product as uncharacterized. Gene Ontology annotation, molecular function: protein kinase activity; ATP binding. The transcript is spliced from 21 exons. The record is from RefSeq and is a predicted model, not a curated record. Gene Ontology annotation, biological process: mitotic spindle assembly checkpoint signaling; meiotic sister chromatid cohesion, centromeric; protein phosphorylation. NCBI's taxonomy places the organism in Eukaryota, Metazoa, Echinodermata, Echinoidea, Temnopleuroida, Toxopneustidae. Bases 119 to 4786 code for a protein of 1555 amino acids.